UCUUUUUUGUUGUGAAUAAAUUAAUAACUUUUAAAACCACAAUCGAACAAAAAUCUUUUAUCGCAUGCGGAUGUUAAGUUUCCUUUUACCGUCAUAACUGAUUCGGUCGCACAACGUAUAAAAUAUAAAUAUUACAACAAAUAAUAUUCUUAACAAUGGAAGAAGAAAUAUAUUCAACAAUUGGUGAUUAUGAAGACGAAACGACAUUUCCUGAAAUAGAAGAUCUUCCCAAGGUAAUUGGAGUUAUUUAUAAAAAGGAUUGUCAAAAUUUUCAAACAGAAUAUGUUGUCAAUAAAGAAAUGACAUUGGACAUAAAAAACGAUCCAAAUUAUAUCAACAAACAACUUAAAGAUAAGAAUUACAAUAUUGGGAUGAUGGCAUCCCCACGUCCGAAAUCGCCACGUCCCCCAAUUUCAUCCAAGAAAGAUGAAAAGGAAGAAAGUUUUUGGGAUAAAAUUGGAACUCUUGGUCGAAAGAAACGAAUCAAAGAAGUACAAGAAGUUCAAGAGGAAGGUAAAUAUGCUAUUGAUUCACCCGGAUAUGCUGCUACAGCUGAUAUGCCACCAGAAGAAUAUGCUCUCGACGAGAAUGAAGAACGUUCAAUGAUUGAACCAAGAGCAUUAGAAGAUUCAAAGCUUCAAGAACUUAUAUAUGUUCUAUUAGAAUGGAUCAAUGAUGAACUAGCUAAUCAACGUAUUAUUGUAAAAGAUAUUGUAGAAGAUUUGUAUGAUGGACAAGUAUUACAAAAGCUUUUAGAGAAAUUGACUGGAGAAAAAUUAGAUGUACCAGAAGUGACACAGUCAGAAGAAGGACAAAAACAAAAAUUGGCUGUUGUUUUGGGAGCUAUCAAUCGUAUAUUAGGACGAUAUCCACCUUAUAAAUGGAGCGUAGAAUCUGUCCGUUCUAAAAAUAUUGUCCCUAUUUUACACAUAUUAGUUGGUUUAGCACGACAGUUUAGAGCACCUGUCAGAUUGCCAGAGAGAGUAGCAGUUCAAAUGGUAGUUGUGAGAAAGAAGGAUGGACAAUUAAUGCACAGAACUGUACGAGAAGAAAUUACUUCUAUUUAUGAUGAUCUGGGAAUGCGUUGUGAGAGAGACGCAUUUGACACAUUGUUCGAUCAUGCACCAGAUAAACUUGCCGUAGUUAAACAAUCUUUGAUUACUUUUGCCAAUAAACAUUUGAGCAAAGUACAUUUGGAAGUAACUGAUCUUGAUACACAAUUUCAUGAUGGUGUCUUCUUGACGUUAUUAUUAGGACUUUUAGAAGGAUUUUUUGUUCCAUUAGGAAGCUUUCAUUUGACACCAAAAACGCAUGAUCAAAAAGUUCACAAUGUUUCUUUUGCAUUUGAUAUUAUGCAAGAUAUUGGACUACUUAAACCUAAGGCCAGACCUGAAGACAUUGUGAAUUUGGACUUGAAGUCCACCCUUCGUGUUCUGUAUAAUCUUUUUACUAAAUACAAAGGUCUGAAUUGAUAUAUUUUUUUUAUAAAAGUAAAUAAGAGAGGAAUAUAUAUAUAUAUAUGUAUAAUGUUGAUAGAUCAAAUAUGAUUGUGUUAAUUUAUGUUUAAUAGCGUAAUAACUCAAAAGUAUGUCACGUAUUUAUAAAUUUUAACAAUCGGAAAACUGCCAUUAAUCGUAAUAAUAUUUAUCUAACAAUAAGUGAGUUAUUUUAAAUUGAUCUUAUAUUUUAAUAUAAUGAAUUUGUCUAUUUUCUAUAGAACAUGAAAGUCAUGUGCCUUCUAACGUAAUAAUUGAACCAAAGUAUAUUAGAAUUAUUUUUGUAUACUCACAAGGAAUUAAAAGAAAUGCUGUUAACGUAAAA
Messenger RNA from Polistes dominula (European paper wasp), 1821 nucleotides. It is a transcript of the gene parvin, whose product is annotated as beta-parvin. Gene Ontology annotation, molecular function: actin binding. Gene Ontology annotation, biological process: substrate adhesion-dependent cell spreading; actin cytoskeleton organization; cell projection assembly. Gene Ontology annotation, cellular component: focal adhesion; cytoplasm; actin cytoskeleton. Lineage: Eukaryota; Metazoa; Arthropoda; Insecta; Hymenoptera; Vespidae. The record is from RefSeq and is a predicted model, not a curated record.